This is a messenger RNA of Seriola aureovittata, 4033 nucleotides long. It is a transcript of the gene cracr2ab, whose product is annotated as calcium release activated channel regulator 2Ab. Bases 453 to 2978 code for a protein of 841 amino acids. NCBI's taxonomy places the organism in Eukaryota, Metazoa, Chordata, Actinopteri, Carangiformes, Carangidae. Gene Ontology annotation, molecular function: GTP binding; calcium ion binding; GTPase activity. The record is from RefSeq and is a predicted model, not a curated record. The transcript has 18 exons.
UGCUGUCGUCAUAGUUACAGACGAUGUAAACAUGUUGCAUACAUGUGGCCCGCAUAAAGAGAGUUCACUCUGCAGCCCUCUCUCUCUCUCAGUGUGGGAGCAGCGUGCGGACGCAGGGUGAAAAGCCUCAGGCUGCUUCCUCAUGACAUCACAUGGUUGCAGAAUGACUUGUCUGACAUUCAUCUGUGAAGCAAGACUUCCUAAACACAGAGCGCGGUCACUGCUCUGUUGAUACUGAGGGUGGAAAAAAGGCUUCAUUUUCUUGUGCGUAUCAUUUGUAAAAGGAGCCUGCAAGCAGUUUUGAGUGUAUUUACGUUAUCAGUGAUCUCAACAUCUGAUGCUACUUCCUGUCUCUGUCGUCAUGGCGACUGCAAGAGCCCCAGAGCACAGGAGGAUACAGGUCAGUGAGGAGGCCUGAUGUCUGAUUCCACUCCUGACUGCCGCUGAAGUACAUGCUACUUACGCACCGUGUCACUCAAGUGUCCUUAAAAAGAGCCGCAGACAUGGAGGAGGAGAGCAGGGUGAAUGGCUUUGGACUGAACCCAGAGAGGAGGAGUUCAGACUGGGGUCGCAUCACCCUGCUGGACAAGACCAAGGAGUUCUUCCAGACCUGCGACGUGGAGGGCAAAGGCUUCAUUACCCGCACUGAUAUGAGGAGGCUGCACAGAGAGCUGCCUCUGUCUGCAGAGGAGCUGGAGGAUGUGUUUGUCUCUCUGGAUACGGACCGCACUGGUUACCUCACACUGGAGGCAUUCUCCUCUGGAUUCAGUCAGUUCCUGCACGGCCGGAGGAUCUCUGUCACGGACGACCAAAAUCAGACCCCCAGCCCCAUCUUAAGAACCAAGGAAGCCCUUUAUCAGAGCCAAUGGGAAGCCAAGCUGUCAGGAGUUGAAGACGAGGAGGAAGGGCACUUCUGUAUGCUGCUGGAGAGCCUGGGAGCCAGUAAUGUGUUUGAGGAUCCAGACGAGGUGCGCAGUCUCUGGGCCCAGCUCAGGCGAGAUGAGCCGCACCUCCUCUCCAAUUUCGAGGAGUUCCUGGCCCGGGUCACUCACCAAAUAAAAGAGGCCCACCAGGAAAAGAAGGAAAUGGAGAGCGCCCUCCAGAGGAAGGCUGCGACACAUGACAGUGAGAUCCGUCAUUUAUAUGAAGAGAUGGAGGCACAGAUCAAAAAUGAGAAAGAACGGCUGCUGCUUCAGGACUCUGAGCGUCUUCAGCUGCGCAGCCAGGACCUGGAGCACCAGCUGUUUUCAAAGGAGAGAGAGCUGGAGCAGCUUUUCAAGAAACAGAAAGGGUUAGAGCUCCAGUGCCACGAGCUGAGCAGCGAGAAGCAGGAGAGCCAUGUGGAGAACGUCAAGCUGAAGAUGACCAACGACGAGCUGUCCCGAGCGCUGGAGAGCACCAGCCAGGAGCUGACGCUGGCCCAGGAACAGCUGGCCAUACUGCAGGAGCAGGCCGCCCGGCUGCACCGGGAGAAAGAGAUGGAAAUGUACAGAGUAACAGAGGGACUGCAGAGGGAAAAGCAGAGUCUCAUGAAGCAGCUUGAUCUCCUCAGAGAGAUGAACAAACAUUUGAAGGAUGAGCGAGACAUAUGCUGCGGUGUACCUCGAACUUCACUCAGAAAGAAGCAGAAGCAGAGAGCGGGCCUCGCCAACAUAUUUGAUGACACCAGCCAGCCGGCAAAAAGAGCCCCACUGUUGGUGGAUGGGUCCUACCAGUCUCUGGAGGCCUUGCCUAUAGAGCACCUUCAAAUCGUGUUUGUUGCUUCCUCCUCCUGUAGUGAGGAUGAUACCACCACCACCGCCACCACCGCUACCACCUCUUCCACCACUGUUAGCGCGCCUGCGUGUCAACAGCGCCCUGCAGCAAAGAAGAACUCUGGUUUAGCCAACGGCUACGCUAACCCUGCUCCCCCCAAAGUGCACGAUGUGAAGGCGAAGGCCAGAAAAGCGCCCAGCAAGAUGGCUGCCCCCAAGAGGGUGACGAGCAGAAGCAGAGAAAGAGGGAAGAAGGUGGAGAUUGAGAAGAAGACGGGGGUAGGAGAGGAGGUGUUGGACGCCCCUCCAGAUGGGUGGCCCCUCCGUCGAGUCAUCUCCAUCGAGGAGGAUCACCUACCCCACCUGCUCCACGGUGGGCCCCAGCCCUUAAUGCACCAGCUCAGUGAGGAGGAAGACGAGGAGGAUGAAGAGGAGGAAGAAGGAGCACAGAGCGACACAGAAUCUACUGUUGUCACAGCAACAGCCCGCUCUGCCACCCAAACUUCCAGUUACAUUCCAGUGUUGGCGGAAGCUCCUUCAGUGAGGAAAUCCCGCAUUGCCCGAGCAAAAAAGACGCCCACGUCCCCAAGAGGACAGCUUCUCGGGAAGGACACUCAGCAAAAGCUGACAGAAGGAGCCCUGUUCGCCCCGGACCGUCUCUUUAAGGUGGUCCUGGUUGGCAACUCCAGCGUAGGGAAGACAUCCCUGCUGCGUUCUUUCUGUGAGGGCUGUUUCCACCCUUCCACCACUGCUACUGUGGGUAUUGACUACAGUGUGAAGACAUUAACCCUGGACAAUAUGCAGGUAGCCAUGCAGCUCUGGGACACAGCUGGUCAAGAGAGGUACCGCAGUAUAACCAAGCAGUUCUUUCGCAAAGCAGACGGCGUGGUGGUGAUGUACGACGUCACCGUGGAGGAGAGCUUCAGGGCCGUGCAACCCUGGCUCACCAAUGUCCAGGAAGCUGCAGGAGAGGGCAUCCCCGUCCUCCUUCUAGGCAACAAAAUGGACAUGGAUGAGGAGAGGGAGGUGCCAUUUAAAGAAGCUGAGCAACUGGCUUAUGAAAACAAGGUGAUGUUCUUUGAGGUCAGUGCCUACACAGGCAAGAAUGUGAUCGAGUCCCUCACACACCUGGCCAGAGUGUUAAUGGAGCAGGAGGACACAGUGAGAGACCCAACAGUCAUCCUCAGUGCUCAGCCCAUAAGGAGGAAAGCCUGUUGCAAGUGAAGACACACUGACCGGCGAGAAUAAGCUAAAAACUUUGGAAGAAAUCUAUCAAUGUCUCCCGGACACUGGAUUUGCAGUGUUUGAGAACAACGGUGAAAUCAGUAUUGAAAUCGUGUCUUCACUUUGGCACAGACAUGCGGUGCAGAUUGAAGUGGACAUUGAAGGAUGGUGCUGCGCCUGUGAACAAACUGCUGUCAGGCCUAAAUGAUGACGCUCAGAGGAUGAGCUUAUCUAAAGUGGAAAUGAGGCGCUGCACCAUUUCCUGUGAGCAAUGCUGUGUUGCCAAAUCCCAGUAGUGCUGUCUUUAAGAUUUAAACAUUUUCUGUCAUAUAAUUACUUUCAAUAAAAACCUUCACCCAAGAGAAAAAAAUCAUAAAUGUACUACAGGCUUUGCAUAACUGAAUGUUAGCUUUAAAGUCUUAAUUCCUCUGUAUUUCUCUGUAUCUGGUGUAGUGUAUGUUAUGUAGUUAUAUUUUAUUGAACUAUACUGAAAUAAAUUAUUUGGAAUUCAUUGAAAUAGUAGUUUUAAAUGAAAAUCAUGUGAGAAAAAUCCAACUUGAUUCUUUGAAAUUUUAUUCAUCAUCACGUUCUGUUUUCAUAUUCUUUGUCUGGUCCCGAAAACAAAGUGGUUCAUGACAUAUUGCAUCUGUGUUUGUUACUGUUUUGAGGCAUUGUUCUGUUUUUACUCUGGCACCAAAGUACAGUUGUUCUGAUUUAUCCUCAAUUAAAGAAAUAAAUAAAUCACAUUUCAUCUUUCUGCAAUCAAUGAGGCGAAAAACUUUCACAUGCAAAUAAAUAAUGAAAUAAAACAACUAUUGAUUACUGUACCUUCAAUACAAUUAUACAGUGUGUAAAUCAUGAAUCUUAACAAAUGACCAUAGGAAAAACAGUUAAUGACUGUGCUGUAACCCUCUCAACAUCACACAGAUCAAUGCUUCUCCAUUAGCUGCACUAACAAUAUAAAGACUGGUAAAUGCUUUUCAUUUUAUACUCAAAAUAAUUAAAUUCCCAGAAACUAGUGACAGAAAAAAAAAUCAAGUUCAUUUAGGAGGUUA